Pyricularia oryzae 70-15 is the source of this 3181-nucleotide messenger RNA. RefSeq lists its product as uncharacterized. The record is from RefSeq and is a predicted model, not a curated record. Gene Ontology annotation, biological process: nuclear-transcribed mRNA catabolic process, nonsense-mediated decay; positive regulation of translation. The coding region runs from base 442 to 2472 and encodes 676 amino acids. The transcript is spliced from 2 exons. Gene Ontology annotation, cellular component: nucleolus; cytoplasm. Gene Ontology annotation, molecular function: mRNA binding. NCBI's taxonomy places the organism in Eukaryota, Fungi, Ascomycota, Sordariomycetes, Magnaporthales, Pyriculariaceae.
UCAGAAGAACCCUUGACACACAUUGCGCGCAUGGACCCUAGGCGGUGAUGGAUGCCCGCUAAACCAGCAAGAUAAAGUGCCGGUAGACAAAGGAAAAGGGUCGACGUCUGGGCUAGAGAAUCUUUGUUGGGAUCGCGCAUCGCCGCGCCGGAUCUGACCUCACUCAGGCUCUCAGAAUUGUCUCAUUCACACACGCGUUUGCCGACGACCGCACGGCCAGCGGAACGGUGGAAGCCUGCGCAAGUCAACACCAGCUUGAGGUGUGGCACCUGCCUCUUACCUCCGUGAGACAGGAAGCCUGUGAAUAUUAUUCCACCAAACGCAAGGAGGACGAGACAUCAUCACUUCCAUGUUAACUGUGCUUUUUUUCUUUCUUUUGUUUUUCAAACAUUUCAACAACAUCAGCCUCCACUUUCUGUUUACCUUCAAAAUUCGGAAAUCAUGGCGAAUCGUACGAAUGUUGCCAGGCAAGCUGGUGUCCUGCCUGUCUCGGCGGCAAAUGUUAAAGAUCAAGCUGGCACCUCCCAGAAGUCGGGCAGAGGUAAAGCUCCCAUCGAAGGCCAGAAGAUCGUCAUCCGUCGACUACCGCCAGGAAUCUCAGAAGAAGAAGUAUUGAAGUAUCUUGAGGAUGAGUGGCAACCCAACAAGGGCAAGGUUGGCUGGUUCUCGUUCAUGCCCGGAAAAACAUCCAAUGACCCAUCCAAGCCAUCGCGACCAUCGCGCGCAUAUCUGCAUCUUCUCAGAACGGAGUAUGUCAUGCCUUUGAUGGACCAAGUGCGAAGUGCUCAAUGGGAAGACGCAAAUGGUACUUGCAGUGAUCCUUGCCUCUGUGGUCCUCCUGCGAUGGAGAUGUCAAUCUAUAAGAAAAUCCCGACGAGCAAAAACCGGGCGGAUGCCCGCCAGGGUACCAUUGAUCAGGAUCCCGAAUUCAUGGCGUUUCUCGAGUCGUUGGCAAACCCAACGGGCGACAAAGACCCUGAAACAGAUCACGUGGGACAGGAAGAGGAACAGCCGAUUGUCAAAGCCUCAUCUACCCCUCUCAUCGACUACCUCCGUGAGAAGAAGGCGAACAAAUCUAAGGAUACCAGCGUAGCCAGAUCUGGCAAGCACUCGCGUCACGACUCGCAGCCUAGCAAAAACAAGGGCUCCGAGGACUCCAAGAGAAAGUCUCGGGAGGCCAAGACGGAAAAGUCUACGGAUAGACCUCGCCAGAACGUCAAGAUCCUGACCAAGAAAGCAGCUACCGCAGCCGCGGUGGAGGCUGCGAAUAACGUGGCCAGUCAGAUAUCAGCAUCUUCCAAGGAUGAUGCAUCGGCAAAGGGAGGCCGCAGAGCCGGCAUAGCAGCCGCUGCACGUAUUUUGGCAAGGGAUUUGGGUAUCAGUCCAGGGAACGCUCAUAGGAAGGUGCGUUUGGCUCGCCAAGAGGUUGAGAAAGCUGAAAGCGAUGGGAAAUUGGCCAACGCAGAAGACGCUCCAGCCACCAAAGAUGCCAAAGACGACGCUCCGGGCAAUUCGGCAACUACAGCAAACACCAACACAGCUAGACAAGCCGCGCCCGCUGCGUCAAAGCCCGCUGCUGGUAGCUCUCGCGGGCCCCGCGGCAAGAGGGGUGCCUCCGGUACUACUGAAAAUGCCCAGGAGGCCACAGAGAAGAAAGGUCGUUCUAGAAGGGGGGCUGCAGACAAGCCUAGCGAGGCCUCUGCAAGCGCUCCAAAGGCUCCCAUGGCCAUAUUGAAAAGGAAAGAUGAUGCGGCGUCAGGAAACUCGAACCCUGCAACUGUGCCAGCCCCUUCGACCGCGAACACACAGGCAGGACCUACGGUGCCGAAGUCCGCUCCAACUGGACCCAAGGCUGCACAGGGUAAAGGAGGAUCUGGGUCAGGCCCCAAAAAGGCUACGGCAACUUCUGGAAACUCAAACACAACACGCGCUUUUGUUAAGCAUGCAAAUCCGUCUCAAGGUGUGACCGACGCUGUAUUGAAGGAGGCAAUGCAAGUCUUUGGCAAUGUGACUUUCGUGGAAAUUGAUAGACGCAAGGGGUUUGCCUACGUCGAUUUUGCCAAUCACGAAGGCCUCGCCAAGGCAAUCGCUGCGAGUCCAGUAACAGUCGCGCAAGCUACCGUGCAGGUGCUAGAACGAAAGGACACGAACAAGAAGGCUCCCCCGGCAGCAUCUACCGGAAACACUGGAAGUUCGAAGGGCAACACGGCUUCUGGCUCCGCUCCGGCAGCACCAAAAGCUCCCGGCGGGCCCAAGAUUGAAGCUGAGACCCCUGCUGCCAGCGGAUCGACUGCAGCUAGCGCAGAAAAGCCUGCAGGCGAGCAUAAGCGUGGUGGUCGCAGACGUGGUGGAAGGGGCCGUGGAGGUGACACCAACAAGGACGGCUCCGGCGGCAAGGGAACUGGCGGUGGAAACAAGGCCACAUCGGGCGGAUCCGGGAAUCUGCCAGUUCCAGCCUCUUCUGGAUCUUGAAACGAAAGUUGGCUUUAUAGCCUACUCUUCUUCCGUUCGAGACUGUUUCUAGUUUCAUGGCCACGCAGUCAAACGCGCACACAUGUCGCUGUAUCACACUACCCUUGUUCUGAAUGGGCUAGGCAGCAGUCCAAACCAUGGACGCCAUUUCCAAGGUGGCAUCUUUGGCGAGCGCCCUACUGACAUGACACAUCCCGAAGUGAUACAUGCAGCAUUGCACCUACCAUCUGCGUGCACAGACUAGUCGCCGUUAACCUUUUUUGGACUCCAACUCACGCUUCUUUGAGCGUGUGGCACUGUCAAGUAGUGGUUGGCAGAUUGCAUAGUAUAAGGGACCACAGUAUCGUCUGUCGAUCAAAGCAUCUGCCACUGUUUUACGAGCAAAUAUGUCAACCAAGUGUUGACUUGGUCCGUAUGGUUACGUUGCCAUGCGAGGUCAUCUAACACCUUCGGUAUGGGGAGACAAGAAUUAGUAUUGCAUUGCAAUUAACCUGCGGGAGGGAGAAUCGCGUCUGUUAUGAGAAGAAGCCGACAUCUUUUCUGUCACAUCUGCGGCUGGCAAGAAAUAGCGACGUGCGUAUGACAUGGAUUGCGAUCGAUCUUUGCAAACUUUCAGACUAUUCACUUUUUUUUCAGCAUACGGGCUGGCCGUUGACCGUGAUUCGGUUUUGCUGGCACACCAAUAAAUGAAUUCGUAUUUACACUAAGG